GAUGUAAGAAAGCAAACAGGUGCUUUCGGUGACGCAUUUGCUAAACUAGAUCAAUGCAAAUUUAAGGACAGCAUGGGCAAAUGGAGGAAGGCUCUCGAGGAAGCAUCAAAUUUGUCUGGAUGGACAUACGAGGCUCUCGAGAAUUGUUCGAUCCUAUAAGGUCCUCAAGCAGGAGUUGAAUUUGCAGUUGAACGGACAAAAGACAAAGACAGGUGAAAUCUUAGACCGUUAGAUGUGUUAUUGGAUAUGUGGUGAUUUAUGAUGAUGAAAAGGUUAGGAAGCUCAGGUGAAAAAUUAGGUCAAGAGAGGAUCCUCUCUCAUUUUUAAUGUCUCAUUUAGUAAUUUGAUGUACUCAUAAAAUCUGAUGUUAGGUGUGUAAAAAAAGGGAUGUGUAUUUAGUAUUUAGAAAUGUGUGAAUAAAAUUUCUCUAACGAAAUUUAUAAGAAAAGAUGGUCCUUUUCUUCAUUCAAAAGUGAACAUCAUAUUAAAACAGUAGAACAAGUUUAUGCUCUUAGUAAGCAACAUGAAACAUGUCAAUUAUUUAGCCCUGAGUCAAUCAAAAAACACAAAAAGAUGGUCACAAUUUUUUUACAUAUAGGUUUAGUCCAAAUCGGCGUUAAGCCAUUAACCCGAAAAGGUCUCAAUGCCUCUAUACUUCUAUGCCUCAGAGAUGCAAGAUUCACCGACUUCAAUGACAGUACCCUAGGAAUCAUUGAGUCAAGCUUAUUCAAUAGCCCAAUCCAUUUUGAUUGUUAUCCAGAUUUUACAAUUAGCCUUAGUGAUCCUCACAUCUUAAAAUCCUUAACCUUAAAUAUUAAAACUUUAGGUUACAAUGUCCUCGAAGGAACCCAACCAUUAGCCUUAAUUUAUAGAAUCCACUAUAAAGUCACUGGUACAAAAAUGAAUUUUCAAGCCAUAAGUAAAAGCCCAAAAGAUCAAACUCUUUUAAUUCAAAGCAGUCAAGAAAAUGCUAAUAUUAGAGUUCCACACACAUUCAGAUGGUCAGAUGUCCAUCUGCCUUCUGAAUGGUCUCUCACUAGUGAAAAUCAACCUAUCAACAUACAACAUAAUUUAUCUGACUUAAACUGUAUCCAACAAUACAACGAUGACAUAGUAAGAAUCAAUUUUCAUAAUCCUAGACUAAGUCAACAUCUUAGGAUUCAUGAAUUAGGACAAUCAUCAAGACAUUCUUUCACAGCUUCAAGGCAUUAUUUUGUAGGAUCCACAUCUGCUGAAAAUAUGUCAAGACAAGACUGUGACUUAGAUAAAGAAAUAAAAAAUAUUAGAAUAAAAGAAUUAGAGGAAGAAUUACAAAAACUAAAAAUUAAAAAUCUUCAAACCACCUCACAAGUUAGUUACCCCAGUUAUGCAGAAACUCAACUAGUCUUAGAUGAUGAACAAACAUCUCCCACAGCUACUGACUUUGAAGUCGUUCCUCCCAUAAAUCCUCAAUUAAGUACACUUAGUCGACCAUUUACAAUUAAUUAUUCAAAAUUAGAUAAAGAUCUUGAAUCGGCAAAAAAUAUUCUUAGACGAAACCUUUAUAGAAAACAAUAUCCCUUAAUCGAACAACGAAAACAAUUGUUUAAAAAUUGGCAAGCUUUUAUACUUGAGACCCAAUCUGAAAAUUUUUUCCUUGAUUUCAUUGACCAACAAAGCCAAAAAAAUAUUCAAACCCUCACAAAAGCAAAAUGGAAAACACCCACUAACUCCAUUGUUUCUUCCAGUCAUCCCUUUGUUGAAACUAUAGUCAUUGAUCACCUACAAACACCCAUAACCGCAUCACCCUUUAAAAUUGCUAGAGAUGAUCCAGAAAUUAAAAAAACUAUUGAACAAAAUAAUUACACAAAUCAAAGCCUAGUCACUAUAGGAAACCAACUAGACAAAAUAGAAACAAAAGUAGAUAACAUUUUUUCAAAAGUAAGCAUUCUACCUUAACAACAAUCAGAAACACCAUUAAUUCACUUUAGUGAAAUAAAUAAACCUAAUCUCAAGCCCAUCUCCACUGCACAAAAAAUUGAACGAAUGCUCAAAGAACUCAAAGCUGAACCCAGCAGACUUGCAGUCAUCCAUACCCACGAAUAAUCUUCAGACUCCUCCUCUGAUAGUGAUUCUAGUACAAUUUCCAACAUAAAUCAAACAUUUCAAGACCUCCAAUUACAUAGGAUAGUUCACCCAAAGAAACGGCAUUUCAAAAAUUAGACAGAACGCCCUCUGCCAUUAGAUAUUCAACCCAGUACUUAUCCCAAUAAUCAGUUUUCAGUCUCUUCCGAUAAGACAUAUGAAUGGAACAUUGAUAAUUUAUCAGAACAAGAAAUAUUAAAUAAAUUACAUCACAUGCCCAUGGCGGCCAAUAGUUAUGUCACUAAUCAUAAUUUCAGCCAGCCUAAAAUUAUUGAUAUCCUCUCCACAGGAUUCACAGGAAUACUUCAUUCCUGGUGGGAAAAACAUCUCACUCCUGAUUCUAGAGCAGCCAUUAAACAAGCAGUUAAACAUGACGAGGAUGGAAUUCCAAUCUUCGAUGAAAACAUUGGAAUGAGAAUUUCUGAUGCUGUCAAUACUUUAUUUUACACAAUUAUUCAACAUUUUAUAGGCGCAGCUAGUCACAUUACCUCCAGAAUCCAUGAUCAACUUAGUAAUCUUAGAUAUCUCACCUUAAGCGAUUUUAAAUGGUAUAAAGAUGUCUUCAUUUCCAGAGUUAUGCUUAGAGAUGAUAGUAACCAACCCUUUUGGAAAGAAAAAUUCAUAAAUGGUUUGCCCAAACUAUGUGCUUACAAAAUUAGACAAGUCUUAAGUAAUGAAACAGGACACAUUAAUUAUGAUACCCUUACAUAUGGAAAUAUUAUUAUAGUUAUUCAAAAAGAAGGAUUAAAAAUGUGCAUAGACAUGAAACUAAACUCUCAAGUAAAAUCAGAUAAGAAAAUAGCCAAAUAUGAGUUAGGCAACUUUUGUGAACAAUAUGGUCUACCACCAUUACCUCCUUCACGGCGACAUAAAAAGAAAAACAACGAAUUUGACUAUCAUCAUACAAAAAGAAAAUUUACCCGCAAUAAAUUUUACUCAAGAAACAAAAAUGAUUUCGAACCAAACAAAUUUUACUCUAAAAACAAAUUUCGAAAAUCCUGGCCCAGACAAACAAAUCGCCACUCAAAAAGAAAGUUUUUUGACAAAAGUAAAACCAAAUGUUAUAAAUGUAACAAAACUGGCCACUUCGCAAAUA
This is a messenger RNA of Rosa rugosa (rugosa rose), 3220 nucleotides long. RefSeq lists its product as uncharacterized. The record is from RefSeq and is a predicted model, not a curated record. The transcript has 2 exons. Lineage: Eukaryota; Viridiplantae; Streptophyta; Magnoliopsida; Rosales; Rosaceae. The coding region runs from base 574 to 1938 and encodes 454 amino acids.